Molecule: messenger RNA, 3177 nt
Organism: Danio rerio (zebrafish)
Lineage: Eukaryota; Metazoa; Chordata; Actinopteri; Cypriniformes; Danionidae
Source: RefSeq, a predicted model, not a curated record
AGUCUGCAGUCAAAGAGCAAAACUAGUUACACUAAGGUGAUUCAGGAACUGUUCACGGUGGUUCCUGGAGAAGGACACUACUCAGACGCUGGUCCUGAUCGCUGCAGAACCUGUGCUGUGGUGGGAAACUCUGGAAAUCUCCUGGGAACCAAAUAUGGAAAGCUUAUUGACAACCAUGACUUUGUGUUUAGGAUGAAUAAGGCGCCGAUUAAAGGCUAUGAGAAGGAUGUGGGGUCCAGAACGACCCACCGUAUCAUGUACCCAGAAAGUGCCACUCAUCUGGACAACAGCACCCACCUGCUGCUGGUGCCCUUCAAAACACUGGACCUCCAGUGGCUCACCAGCACUUUAACUAAUGGGACCAUCAAGCGAACACGAAUGAAGGUUAUCAACAAGUUACAAGCCGACAAGAACAAGGUGAUGGUAAUGCACCCUGCAUUCAUGCAUUACGUGCACAAUACAUGGCUGCAUAUUAAAGCUCGAAGAUCUUAUCCAUCCACCGGUAUCCUCGUGUUAAUCUUCGCCCUCCACAUCUGCGACCAGGUCAGCGUGUUUGGCUUUGGCGCAAACAGCAAAGGAUAUUGGUAUCACUAUUUCGAAAAGAUGCCCAAGUUCUUCUGGCGCACCGGCUUACACAGUGGAGGAAUUGAGCAUGACGUCAUUAAAGAGCUUCAGAAAAGAAAACUGAUCGAUCUUUACAAAGGAUGGUGAGGAGGACCAUGAGCUUGAGAUGUUAUUAAAUGAAAAUUGAUUGGUACUUUAUGAUAAGUGUAUUGUGAUAUAAAAGUCGAAGUCUGAAUUAUGAGCCCCCCUGUAUAUUUUAUACUCCAUUUCUGUUUAAUGGAGAGAUUAUUUAUUCAACACGUUUCUAAACAUAAGUUUUAAUAACUCAUUUCUAAUAACUGAUUUAUCAUCUUUGCCAUGAUGACAUGCAACUAAAUAUCAUUAGAAUAUUAGCAGACUGUUUAUUUCUGCUCCAAUUUACAAGUACAAGCCAACUGAGGGUCGCAAAUCUGUCUGAUAAUUAAAAAAUCCAUAUCAUUUAUGAAUAUUUGGCAAAUUUAGCAAGAAUACAGCCUUUUAUAAUAAUAAUAAUAAUAAUAAUAAUAAUAAUAAUAAUAAUAAAAUGUAUGGUAUAUAGCGCUUUUCUAGAUACUCAAAGCACUUUACACAAUGGGUGGAAUCUCCUCAUCCACCCAGGUGGAUGCUGCACUGGUGAUGACACGACAGCAACCAUAUUGCUGCCCGCACAUAAGCUUAUUGGUGAAGAGGAGACCGAGUGAUGAAGCCAAUUAUGAUAUGGGAAUUGUUAGGAGGCCAGUUGGAAUUUAUGGCCAGGAUGCCGGGGUUAAACCCCUACUCUUUUUUUUUUCAAAGGACAUCCUGGUGUUUUUAACAACCACAGAGAGCCAGGACCUCAGUUUAAGGUCUCAACACCACUUCCGACAGCAACCGAGCUUUACCAUGUGGUCUCCUAUGCUGGUACUGACCAGUCACCGCCCUGCUUAGCUUUAGUGGGAGGCCAUGUGAGAGUUACAGAUAGCUAGCUAGCUAGCUUCUUGCCUUGAAUUGUUUACUUGCUACAUAACGUCAAUGUAAAAUGAUAGAUGUGCAUAAUUAUGAAAAAUUUAGUAAUCCUAACAGUUCUAAGUUGCGUUGGGAUUGGUCACUUUUUUUAACUAAUCGCUUUUUACAGUGUCAAACAUAAGUGUAGAAGUUUACAUUGUUGACCCACAGAUGUCCUUUCCAACUUAAUCUUAACCUAAUCUUAAAAGCAUUGAAAAUGUUUAACUUUGCGAAGCCCAUAACUUAAAUAGCCAGUCAUAGCAGUGGGCAUUAACUACAUUUAUUUAAAUUUAAUUUAAGCUUUAACUGACUUAAAACAGCUUGCAUAACUUAUCAAAUUAAGUUAAUCAUGAUUAACUUAGUUUAAUAAGUUACAAUGAACUAAACUUUUUUUACUGUGUAAAUUGUGAUUUUGAGCUCAGAGAAGAUUACAACAUAUUACAAACUUUCCUUGUGUUACAAAAACCACUUUCUAUUCAUCAGAGCAACCUUAAUAAAAUGAAUCAGAGUUUCCACUUAUAAGACAUGAAUGGAAUAUAAGACAUGAGUGGUUGAAGUGAAAGUGUGAAACUGAAAGUUCAGCUUUGCAUCACAGGAAUAAAAAGAAAAGCAUGGUCAGACACAUUAAAAUGGAAAGCAGUUAAUAAAUGUUAUUUAAAAAAAAUUUAAAUGUUAUUUUAAUCAGACUUCUCAGUGGUUUUAAUCAAAUCAGUGCAAUUUUUGUGAGAUUUCAUAAAUUCUUACCGACACCAAACAUUUUGACUUGAAUUAUGUUUACACUGAAUGAAAUGACAGUAUGAAUGAAUAAAAAUAAAUUAUUUUUGGAGUUUUAAAUUAUAUUGUAGUUAUUUAUUUAUUUAUUUUUCAGUUAUAGUUAUGUUGGAAAUAAUUCUGUUUAUGUUUCACUACCACUGAAAAGGAGUGGCUGUAUUUGGGCCUGUUUAAGACUUAACAUUUUGUUCUACCAAAUCUGUAUAUCCACAUAGUUCUUACGCAGACAAGUAAGCGAUUGUUAAUCCUACAUGCGCAAGUAUCAUUAGGACACGCCUCCAGUGAAACAUAAAUGGUCAUACAGUAGCUGCAUUCAUAAACACUACAUUGUUUCUCACACUUGUCACAGUUGACUUGUAUAAGAUUUGACAGCAGUUACGCAACUUGUGCUUAAACCUGUCAGUUUCCAAUAGUCUUCAAUGUACCUUCUUUUGUGUUCAACAACAACAACAAAAGAGAAAUGAGUGACAUAAUUUUCUUUUUUUUUUUGGUGAACUAUCACUUUAAGUGUUAAAAGUCAUUUAAACAUCUCAAAGCCUUUUUAUUAGUUGUCUUUGUGAUUGAUGAAGUGAAGUGUGAAGCUCCUGAAUAGGCCUUCAGUAGGAAUGCAUGCAAUUCUGUUUAAUUUGUUCAUACAGUACAUAUUCAGCCACGCCACUGUUAAAUAAACUGUUGGCGUUCAUCUAAAAGGGCGAAGCGAACUGCUGUAGGCACGGCAUAUUUGUUGUAAAUAAGUAUUGACAUGUUUGGCAAAUUAGUAGGCCUGAAGCUGUUUUAUUGUAUGCUGAAUGUGUCACUGUCACAUUAAUUGGCCACACAUAUAAAGCUCAAUUGAUCUUG